This is a messenger RNA of Scutellospora calospora, 727 nucleotides long. The record is from the annotation of a GenBank genome assembly. NCBI's taxonomy places the organism in Eukaryota, Fungi, Glomeromycota, Glomeromycetes, Diversisporales, Gigasporaceae.
AAAUUUAUAGCAAAAAAUAUUACUCAACAAAUAACCGAAAGUCAACUCGCUGAAACAAUUAAGAAUUCUCGCGGAAGAUUACUCCCCGGGUUCAUCCCAUAUUCGGCUGUACGGAAUAUUAUUCAAGAAAAUCAAAUUAAAUGGAAGGAACCUGCCAUAAAUUGCUUAGAUGGCAUUUACAAAAUUAUGAAAGAUUUGGUGUGUAAGGCCGUAAAAGAUAUCUUUUCAAGAUUUCCUAAUUUAGUAGGAAAUGUGAGAGGUAAGACCCUAGAUUUGCUUGAAGAAUGUAGAAAACAAACAGCAGAGAGAAUAAACUUUAUGUAUCAAAUGGAACUAAACGCUCAUAAGUUUACGCUUGAUGAGCAAACGAUGAUAGAAUCAAAAGCGAAAUAUUUAAGCGAACUUCAUCAGGGUGUAAAAGAUAAUAAUGAAAGCCCAACAGAUACUUUAGAAGUCGUAGCAUCAGUUAUGGCAUACUUGAAAAUUGCAAUUAAACGUUACGUUGACGUAAUUUCUAUGACGAUAAUUCACAAAUUUAUUGAUGAAUUUAGUAAACUUGUUGAAGAAAAAUUAAUGGAAUCAUUUAUUUUGAGUAAUGAUAAAGAUGGAUCAAUCGACGAGUUGGUUAAAGAAGACGAUGGUACAAAAUAUUUAAGAGAGAAAUUAUUAAGUCAUGAAAAGCAUUUAAGAGAAGUUUUGGAGAAACUUGUUAAUUUUGACGGUUAUC